Molecule: messenger RNA, 7502 nt
Organism: Pantherophis guttatus
Lineage: Eukaryota; Metazoa; Chordata; Lepidosauria; Squamata; Colubridae
Source: RefSeq, a predicted model, not a curated record
AAAAUGCCGGAACUUUUUCGUGCUGUGAGAUCCUGGAGGCGGCGGUUCCUGCCUUCCUCUGGGCCGCUGAAACGCCCACCCCGCGGGGCCUCUUGGAAGGCCGCUGCGCGAACUUCUCGGCGCCCUCCGACACAAAAGCCUCCUUUAGCCAGCCGGAGAAGGCGCCUGUUGUGCGUGUCCUCCUCGGCAAAGCAGCGGGAGGGGAAAAGGCCCCUGAGAAACCCUGCGGCCAAGGAGCCGGAAGGAGCCGGCGCUGCCUGCUUUUAAAGAAAACCUGGAAGGGGAAGAGGGAGGGAUUUCCCCCCCUCCCCCCUUUUUUUUUCGUUGCCGUGGCUCAGCCUCUCCUUUCCUCGGCGCCUUGGGACCUUCACGUUGACUGUUUGCAGUUCCUUUCCUCGUAUAAAACCCCUCUGGCUCCAACGGGACCGCUUCCAAGAAUACCGGGCGCAAAACUGCGCUCAAAGGAGAAGUUUUCUGAAAGGUGGCCACGAUCCCCAGUGGAAAGGCAUUUAUUCCCGUUGUGAGGGCGAUGCCGUUGGCGACUUUCCCCUAAAUGUUGGAGAAAACUUUUCGCUGCUGUCCUCCUCGGCUCCUUUGGGAAGGACGAUUGUCCAGGUCGAGAUUCCCCUCCCCCCCUUUUUUAUAACCCCUUUUCCUGCUGGGAAGAGCCCCCCCCUUUUUUUUCCCAUCCGAAACGGAAGCUCGUAUCACCUUCUGGAGAAAGUGGAAAAUGCCCUCAAUGACUUCCUCGGUUUCUCUUCGGGUUCUGCUCUCCGGCAUUUCCCUUGGGGGAAACUGCCGCGGUUUGUUUCCGUGAAUAUAUUAACAGGCGCGCGCAAAGCAACUAAGCCAACAGCCAUGAAAGCGCGAAUAAAUACUUUAUGCUUGGAGGGAGCUGUAGUACGUAGUCCAGCCAAGCGAGUCUAAUUUCCUGGGGUCGCUUGCUCGCUGUUCUCCCCUUUGGCUGCUUUGGGCUUCUCUUUCAAAGAAAGAAAGAAAAAGAAAAAGCCUGAACUCUGGAAGAGGAGGAGGAGGAGGAGCCAGGGUGUGGAAGGGCUUUACAAUCCCCCUCCCUUCCCAUCUGGGAGCAGCCUGAAAAACUGCUGGGAGGUAUGUGGUUCCUAGGUCAGCGGCGCGUGGGAUCAAACUAGGAAGAAACUGGAGGUGGGGGUGUGUGGGGGGGGCGGCAGUUUCGAGAGACUAUGGAGAAUAUGGACUUCAGAGGCGGACAGGAAAGAAAUCCUGACAAAGAUCCGAGGCUGAAUCCGGCAGUAUUUAUGGAUCAAGGACACCCCCACCAGCUGGCGACAGGAGAGCAGAGAGGAGUUGAUCCGUACAAGCUGGUGGAAGUACAAUUAAGUGGCGGAGCUCCUUGGGGAUUUACGUUAAAAGGAGGCAGAGAACAUGGAGAACCUCUGAUCAUCACUAAGGUUGUUUUGCAACUACAAAUCUGUCCUCAAUUCUUACUGGAAGAGUGGGGCCAAUUUACGAUUGAAGAAGGUAGCAAAGCUGCAGCUGUGGAUAAAUUGCUGGCUGGAGAUGAGAUUGUCAGCAUCAAUGACAUUAACCUCUCUGGCUUCAGGCAAGAGGCAAUCUGCUUGGUGAAAGGCUCACACAAGUUCCUAAAGCUUGUGGUAAAAAGAAAAAAUGAUCUAGCCUGCAGGCCUCAUUCCUGGCAUGCUACCAAAUUCACUGAGAAUCGGCUUGAAACAGCUGCGUCAAGAUUCUCCUCCACCAAUGUCUGUGCUUCAUGGCCCUCUCAGUAUCAUUCAAGUUCCUUUGAGCUUUCAAAUUCAUGGAAUCAAUCAAAUCUACAUCGUACCUUAGGCCAGUUCAGCUCUGUGGGAAGCAUGGAUAUCUGGGAUCACACACCCCAAACAUAUCAGUAUGGACAGAUUUCCUCUGCAAAGUCCAAUAGCAGCAUUGAUCAUCUGGGGAAUCCCAGCAAAAGAGAUUCUGCGUAUGGUUCUUUUUCUACUAGCUCCAGUACACCUGAUCACACACUGUCCAGUGUAGAUGGUCUGUCAACAGAGAAUGUGAUGUAUAAAGUGGGUCACUGGGAAACUCCAAAACAAGGGAAUAGCAAGACUGUUUCAUUUCUGAGUGAUAAUGGAAGAUUUGAAGAAAAAGUUAACUCCUUUGCACCUCCACCACAACACGAAAACAGCCUAAAUUCACGACUAGAAGACCAUACUAAUUCAGUCUAUUCUGGGGCUGGAAGAUCUAAUUUUGUACCUGUAUGGUAUGUCCCUGAAGGAAAAAAGUCUCCUUCCCCUCCACCUCCACCACCCCCUCUCCGAAGUGAUAGUUAUGCUGCUACCAAAAGUCAUGAUAGAGAUCAUGCACCUCCUCUAUAUUCAGAGGGCAUUCAGAACCCCCAGCAUUUUGAAGUCCUACAUAGAACACCAAUCAGAAAUGACUGGAGUGCUGACACUGCUAAAGAACAAAAGCAAAUGAUCAGAUCAGUUGAGAAGACCUCACACAGAAGACAAGGAAGCAGCCCAAUACAAAGACCUGAUUUUAUUCCAGAUUAUGAUAUCUCUUCCCCAGGUGACAGGAUAAACAAUAAUAUGGGACAUGCUAAGAGGCUGCAUUCUUCUCUGUCUAGUUCUGAUGUUCGAUUUGCCCAGUCUGUUUAUGAGUCUCGGCAUCAUCAACAUCAGCGUCAAUAUAGUGAUGAAUAUAGUUUCUUUCACAAUGCAAAAGCCUCUGCAUCAUCUAAAGAGCCAAAAUGGCUCUCUUCUUAUAGUGAUAUUAAGGAAAGGCCUUCUGAUAAACAUAACUGUCAUCUAAACCAAACCAAGAUUCCUAGUAAUACUACCACUGCCGUUUCUGACAUGACUUCUGAGGAAAACCCUGGACUAAAUCAUUAUUAUUGUGUAAAAGCAAGGCAGCAGCCUGUUCAGUCUGCUCAGGGAACCUCAAAAUCAUUACAGUUUAAAAAUGAACGUAGGAAUUCUGGAACAGGAAAUCUUGCUGCUUCUGUGUCAAGUGAGAAUCCUGCCAUAACCAUGAGCCAAAAUCCUAAAUAUUCUCUACCUCAGCAUCUUAAUGAGUGUUCUCUGGAUAUAUGUGAAAAGAGAGCUCAUUGUGUAGUUAAUAAAGGAGAGGAUAUUAAGGCUGUUGUACUGGAAGGUUCUAGGAAGAUAAAUUAUUCUGAGAAAUCAGGUCAGAACAAGACAUUUGAAGAAAAUCUCAGUAGUCAUGAAUAUGAGGAUGGGCAGGAGUAUUUUCAGGUGUCUGACACCAAAAUAGCCCAAAAAGAUUUCAAAUGGAACCAGGAGAAGAACUACCGUAUUUCUCCCCAAAAGACCCCGAUGUUGCAUUCUUUAGCUCAGGAAGAGAAAAAGCAGAUUAAUGUUGCUGCCGAAAUUGGGAUUAAUAAACAGACAGGAUUUGAUGUUCACCUAAGCAAAAAUGCACGAAGGAGUGAUCGUUUUGCUACCACACUGAGAAAUGAAAUUCAAAUGAAGAGAGCAAAACUCCAAAAAAGCAAAAGCACAGCAGCCUUAAUAGAGCCAACUGAGGAAGAGGACUAUACUGAGAACUGGAAGCAUGAUUCUCAAGAAAAGACGGCUUCUUCAUCAGAAAGUUGUUAUUCUCACAUGUACAAAGAUAAUCUGAAAGAGGCCCAAGCCAGAGUUUUGAAGGCCACUUCUUUUCAGCGUCGAGACUUGGAACCCAAUUCUGCAGAUUAUCUUCCAGAUCGAAAGACAAAUAUAUAUAAUACUUCUCCAUUGACUUUUGUUUCUGAAGAUGAAUUAGGUUUCCCUGAAUUUAGGCAGUCUUCUAAAGAGAUAUCACUGAGUAAUGGUGCUCAUCAUUUUUCACGUAUUGGUGCUAGGAAGAGAUUUACUGCAGAACAAAAGUUAAAAUCUUAUUCUGAACCUGAGAAAAUAAAUGAAGUGGGUAUGUUGGAUGAUAACUGCCAAACACACCAUCGUCCAACUACAUCAGAGGAAGCUUUGGAAACUUUUGCAGAUAAAUGGAAGUUUUUUGAAGAGACUAGUAAACCAGUCUGUCAAAAAUCUUCACAGACUGCUACUGCUCGUAGAAAUUCUCAUGAAAUUGAAUCUGGAGGAUCAUGGUACGAAAAAAGAAUGCGGUCAGCUUCUUUCGGAGUUGAGAAUGUGCUUUGUGCUUCUGAUAGACCUAGUGAAACUGUACAUUACAGUGGCCAUAUCACUAAAUCAAGACAACCUCAGAGGUUAGAAACAUUUGCAGAAUACCAGGCUUCUUGGAAAGAGCAGAGAAAACCUAUAGAAAAUUGUAGUUCUGGAAAGUACCAUUCAGCUGAUAAUAUCCUUGAUGCUGGCCUUGAACAACUUGAGAAAUCUCAGUAUAAACAUGAAAGAUCCAGGUCAUCUCCUUCUACUGAUUUUUACAAGCAGGGAACAUCAACAGAAGCAAAAAGGCAAACUGAAAAAUCCAGGAAAAAUGAAGAGCUUAUUUCCUCUGUUGCAAAAUCAGAUGAAAGCAGCUGCAACUUAAGAUCAUCUGAUAAAGAGUAUUCAGAAGACUGUCUGAGAGAACUCACAGCUCAGGAGGACUACAGUUCAGGAAACAAGUGCAAAGUAUCUGCAAGGUCCUUUCAUGCAGGACCUGCCACAGUUGCAUCACAGCGGAGCCGAGGUAGAUCUGAGACAUUGCCCAGUGAUUACAGAUAUUCACAGGAAAAUGUAAAUGAGAAAAGCAAAGAUUAUGGUUCUUUGCCUCUUGUGAUUUCUGGACUACAAAUAUCAGAUAAGACUCAGCACUGUUUAACACAUAUCAAAGCAGAAGAAAAUCUACAGGGAAAUUCUGUACUCCUGAAUAAGAAACAUGGCUCUUUUCCUCAGAGGCCACCCGCACCCAAACGAGAUAAGAAACACAGAAGAGAAGAUAGUUUUUCAGCUUCACUUGUUUCAGAAUCUUUACUGACAGUGCCCAACAGAUUAGAUCAGUCUUCCCCUGCUUCUAACAAUAUAGCUGUAGGCAGCUCAUCACCUUCUCAGGUUCCCACAAAAAUUUCUAGAAAAUUUGUAAGUGCAGAGCUGCCAGAGACUGGGCAGUUAGCAUCCACAGAAAAUGUUUUUCAGCAUUUAGAAGAAAAAAGACAUCUCAAAUCUGAACCCCCCCUUCCUUCAACUUAUCGUUACCAUCUAAAAUCUAGAAUGGAAGCAUCAAGAUCCCCUUCACCACAGUUUGCUCCACCAAAGCUGACUGAUAAGCCACCUGUGGCUGCUCAGGAUGAAAAUUCCACACGAAUUGAAAGAGUGAUGGAUAACAAUACAACCGUAAAAAUGGUUCCAAUCAAGAUUGUACAUUCUGAGAGCCAUACAGAGAAGGCAAGCAGGCAGAAUCUUGGGACCACAAUAGAGCCUCCUACUUUACCAAGCGGCUUAGAAAAAGACCAAAUCAAGACACUUAGCACUUCUGAACAGUCCUAUUCACGUUUUUAUGCUUAUACGAGACAAGGUGUGGAAACUGAGCUUGAGAACAAAUCAAACCUUUCUUCUUUGCAACCUACUGAAAGCUUUGGGAGGAACAUAAAGGAGAAUGACAUAUCCACCCAUGCAGUUAACUACGUGAGAGCCAAAGAAAAGACAAUUGAGGACUGGAAAUCAGAAGAAUUAGCUAGAGAAAUAGUGGAUAAGGAUAAAUCAUUAGCAGAAAUUUUAGACCCAAAUGUGAAAAUAAAAACCACAAUGGAUUUAAUGGAGGGAAUCUUUCCCAAAGAUGAACAUCUCUUAGAAGAAGCACAACAUCGCAGAAAAUUUCUUUUAAAGGUUUCAGCACCCAAAACUGAAGAGGAAAAGAAAGAGGAGCUGACUCUGUCUUUGGCCAUUCCCUUAACAACUAAUUCCACUUACUAUAGCACCUCUGCACCCAAGGCAGAACUUCUGAUCAAGAUGAAGGAUAUGCAGCAGCAGCAGCAGCAGCAGCAGCAACAGCAAAGUGAGGAGGAUUCUGAAAAUGAGUUAGACCACAAUUUGUCUGAGAAGAAGCAAGAGCUUAUAGAUAGCAUUAGUCGAAAACUAAAAGUGCUAAAAGACGCUCGAGAGACACUCUUGGAAGACAUUCAAGCCAAUAAUCUUCUUGGAGAUGAAGUGGAGGUAGUGGUAAAGGAGGUCUGCAAACCCAAUGAAUUUGACAAGUUUCGGAUGUUUAUUGGAGAUCUAGACAAAGUGGUUAACCUCCUGCUAUCACUCUCUGGUCGACUUGCCAGAGUAGAAAAUGCAUUAAACAACUUGGAUGAAAAUGCUUCUCCUGAAGAAAGGCGGAUUCUAGUAGAAAAACAGAAAUUACUCAUACAACAGCAUGAAGAUGCAAAGGAGCUGAAGGAAAACUUGGAUCGAAGAGAACGCAUUGUCUUUGAUAUUCUGGCCAGCUAUCUGAGUGAUGAAAGCCUUGCCGAUUAUGAGCACUUUGUCAAAAUGAAAUCAGCCCUCAUAAUAGAACAGCGAGAGCUGGAGGACAAAAUCAAACUUGGGGAAGAGCAACUCAAGUGCCUGACUGAAAGUCUCCAGCCUGAAAGACCCAAAUAAUGAUUCAGUAAUGGCAAUAAUCCUGGGACUUUGUUUUACAUAGUUUUAUUUGAAAACCUUGAAAUCUUUUACAGCUUUUUAAGACAGAAAAGAGACCAAUAUACACAUGAGCACUGUUCCGAUUUCCCAAAAGGGAAGAAAAUGGUUAAUUUUAGAGACUUGGAGAAGUAGUUAUAUUAAGCAGACAAAAUAACUUUUCCAGCACUAUGAUUAGGCUGGUGAAAUACUUUGGCAACAUUAUACAUUUAGAUACUUUUUAAAAAAAGAAAUUUUGCAUGAUAUGAAUCCUUUCAAAAUUAUUUCAAAACCAUUUGCUCAAGUAAGAUUUUAAUUAUAUCCAGUUAAACUAAUUCCGAAUGUACCAGUAAAUUGCAUAUUUCUGUGGCUUUGUGAAUUUUAAUGUUGUAAUGAAAUAUAACUAUAGUUCAUUAAUUUAUCACUUCAGUAUUGCGGCAGGGAUAAGAAAGAAAAGUUUCAUUCAAAACAAUUUUCUUACGUGAAUGAAAAACUGAAGGAUUGAUUCUUAUAAGUCUUAAGUUUGUAAUGCAGUGCAAAAUUAAUACAACAUUUCAUUAGGUACUAUUUGCCAGGAGUUUAGUGAGUCGUAUAUUUGUAGAUUGUUCUGCAUAUUCUUCAUCUGUUUGUUUUCACCGUAUGACUUUGCCUUUAAGGAUCACUGUUUGUCCUGUGACUGUUCUAUAUGAAGCUCCUUGUUUUACUUGGACUUACAGUUGGAUACCUCUGUGCCGUGUUUAUAUUAACAAAUAAUAUAACAGUUUGAUCUUAUUUUCCAGUCCAAUCACAUGUAGGGACAUAUUAACAUUGUAAUCUAAAAAUUUUUUUUUUAAAAAAGGCCCCUUUAAAAUCUUUUACAUGAUAAGGAUGCAAUAACUGUUGGUGUAUUACCCAAUUUAUAGGUAAUGUUCCUUAAUAUUAAUGGAUGUUUGUAAUGAAUAAAGAUAAUCAUUAUGUCUU